Molecule: messenger RNA, 1345 nt
Organism: Linum tenue
Lineage: Eukaryota; Viridiplantae; Streptophyta; Magnoliopsida; Malpighiales; Linaceae
Source: the annotation of a GenBank genome assembly
UUGCUUGAUUUCAAAUCCUGGUGGGACUAUGUCCUCGUGGUGAAUUAAUUGCAGGGUGGCGGAUGUGAGUGGAUGAAGCUGCAGCUCGUUGGUUAGCUCACUUCUGGUUGCUUGAUGUUAGGCAUGGGCACCAGUGGCCAGUGGGAGGGAUUUCUGAAGCACUGAUUGCUAUGAAUAACAUACAUUGUAGUCUUUUGUGGGGUUAAUUAUCUAGCCCAUUGAAUUCUUAUUACUAAACUGCACUGCACUGCACUGCACGUUUUGGUAAAAUGUAAUGACCCUAGGUGACGAAGACAAGGUGGACGACAGCUGGCAAGGGUAUAAAUAGAUAAGAAGGACUGUUGUAGCUAUCUUUGAGCAUUUUCCAAACAAACUGUGAAGAUUAGUUAGACAAUAGAUACAUUUCUCCUUUUCCCUGUAAAAACUCUGCUUCUCUUCUUCGCUGGAAAUAAAACACCGAUCCUCAUUCUUUACAUAAAACAAAAGUUGGAGUCCAGUAGGGAGAUUUUUCAGAUCAAAGUCCUAUUUUCUUAUUGCGUUCAAAGUUUUCCAUCACACUAACCCAUAAAUCGCAGGUCAUAAAAUUGUAGAGGAAAGCAGGUUAGAUUGAUGCAAACGGAGAAGUGUAGGCACGCACCACCGGGACUAACAGCUAAUUCCUCUGUGCUUUGAUAUCCUGGAUGUUUCUGAUUUGGCUGCUGAGUAGCUGGGAUUUGAGAAGGUUUCAGAGCAGUUCAUUGAAGAGUGCAAAUGAAAGGCUGUGCUCUUCAAGCAUAAGAAGACUGGUUGUAAAGUUAUGUCAGUGUCAAAUGACAAUGAGAACAAGGUCUUUGGCAUUGUGCUUCGAACACCUCCGAAGGAUUCAACUGUGAUUCCACACAUACUGGAACACAACAUACUGUGCGGGUCAAGAGAAUAUCCUUCCAAAGAGACCGAGUUAAUUAAGGGAAGUUUGAAUACAUAUCUUAAUGUAGAGUCUUAGCAGGGGAAGGAAGUGCAGGUUUGGCUUGUUCGUCUGGCCUGGUUAUCGCACAGUAUCCAGAACCCUAUGGACAUGGUCACUCUUCUACAUAGAGUGGACUUUGGUCAGUUUAUUACUUGUUCAUCGUUCCUGCAAGACAUUGACCUCUUCGUUAAGAAAGAUUCGGUUUUGUUCACAGAACUAAUUAAUAAAUUCUGCUUCAUGAUUACAUUAUUUUGUUAAACUGCAUUUUGGUUCUUAAUCACUUCUUCUAGUAUUAGAUGUUGAUAACGAGCAUACGAAAGAUUGAUAAGGGGAGGAAAAAGUUAGAUCCAACAGGUUCUUGUAUAUCUGAUGUUUUAAAUUCUCUGCAAUUCAUGGUUG